Molecule: messenger RNA, 3260 nt
Organism: Cygnus olor (mute swan)
Lineage: Eukaryota; Metazoa; Chordata; Aves; Anseriformes; Anatidae
Product: very long-chain acyl-CoA synthetase-like
Exons: 11
Coding region: 706-2571 (621 amino acids)
Cellular component (GO): endoplasmic reticulum
Molecular function (GO): long-chain fatty acid transmembrane transporter activity; long-chain fatty acid-CoA ligase activity
Source: RefSeq, a predicted model, not a curated record
UGAUGGAGGCUUUGGGGACUGGAUGGAGGCUUUAGGGGAUUGAUGGAGGUUUUGGGGGAUUGAUGGAGGUUUUGGGGUCUGGAUGGAGGCUUUAGGGGCUGAAUGGAGUCUUUGGGGACAGGAUGGAGGCUUUGGGGGAUUGAUGGAGGUUUUUGGGGAUUGAUAGAGGCUUUGGGAUCUGGAUGGAGGCUUUGGGGUCUGGAUGGAGGCCUUAGGGGAUAGAUGGAGGUUUGGGGGUCUGGAUGGAGGCUUUAGGAGCUGGAUGGAGGCUUUGGGGAUUGGCAGAACUCCCCUCCCAUUGCUGCGUCUGGGGAAAACCCAGCCGGUAACCCAAAACCAAGAGCAGGUGGAUGGGAGGACGGGCCGACUGUUAGGCGGACGGACGGACGGACAGCUAGCUCAGACGCGGCUCCAGGAGCAGGUGCCGUGGACGGACGGACGGACGGACAGACAGACGGAUGGACGGACGGACGGACGGACGAGGAACCCGGUGACGCAAGCCGCCCCCGCGGUGACGCUCCACACCCUUCACCGGGGCAGGGCCGGCAGCGUCAGGGGAAAAAAAAAAAAAAAAAAAAAAAAAAUAAAAAAAAAAAAAAGAAAGAAAGAAAGAAAAACAAAACCACCCCAGGGGCAAACGCGCCGGGGCAAGGUGCGUGCGGGCGGCGGACCUUGCCCUGCAGAGCCCAGCGCCGCGGGGUGACCAUGCUGGGGGUGGUCACGGCGGUGGUGGCCGGGCUGCUGCUGCUGCUGCUGCUGCUGCGGGACCGCUUGUUCCCCUUCCUCUGGGCGGACCUGGGUGCCUUCGUGGCCUUGGCGGGGGCUUCGCUGCGGUGUCACCGCCGCCUGUCCCGCCGGCCCGCCGUCACCCUCCUCGAGGUGUUCCAGGAGCACGCUCGACGCCAACCCCACCGCACCCUGCUGCUGUUCCAGGACGAGCUCUACACCUACCGGGACGUGGAGCAGCUCAGCAGCCGCGCCGCCCGCGUCUUCUCCCAGCGCUUGGGCUUGCAGCCGGGCCAGACCGUGGCCGUUUUCCUCCCCAACGAGCCCACCUACAUCUGGACAUGGUUGGCGUUGGCCAAGCUGGGCUGCGCCAUGGCGUGCCUCAACUACAACGUGCGGGGCCAGGCGCUGCUGCACGCACUCGCUGCCGCUCGGGCCACCUUCGUGCUCGCCAGCACCGAGCUCCAGGACGCCCUGGAGGAGGUGCUGCCAGACCUGCAGCGUGACGGCAUCAAGGUCUUCUACCUGAGCUCCAAGUCGCCCACGCCGGGUGUCGAGGCCCUGCUGCCUGCCAUCAAGACGGCCUCCGACGAGCCCCUGCCCGGACACUACCGCGCCAGCAUCACCGCCAGCUCCAAGGCCAUCUACAUCUACACCUCCGGCACCACCGGGCUGCCCAAAGCGGCGGUGAUCACGGAGCUGAAGCUGAUGAUGGUGGCCAACCUGGGCCGGAUCUGCGGGCUGCGGGCCACCGACUACAUCUACACGACGCUGCCGCUCUACCACUCGGCCGGGCUGCUCAUCGGGGUGGGAGGGUGCCUCGAGGUCGGAGCCACCUGCGUCCUGCGUGCCAAGUUCUCUGCCUCCCAGUUCUGGGACGACUGCCGCCGCUACAACGUCACCGUCAUCCAGUACGUGGGCGAGCUCAUGCGCUACCUCUGCAACACGCCCAAGCGCGACAACGACCAGAAGCACGGGGUGCGUUUGGCAGUGGGCAACGGCCUGAGGGCGGAGGUGUGGAAGGAGUUCCUCCAGCGCUUCGGGCCCAUCUCCAUCUGGGAGUUUUAUGGGGCCACCGAGGGCAAUGCCGGCUUCAUCAACUACACCGGCAAGAUCGGGGCUGUGGGAAGAGCAAAUGCGUUCCUCAAGAGUUUCGCUCCCUUUGAGCUGAUCAAGUACAACGUGGAGCAGGACGAACCCAUACGCGACGAGCGAGGAUUCUGCAUCCGCGUCCGCCCCGGUGAGACGGGGCUGCUGGUCAUCAAAAUCACCAAGAACACCCCCUUCUAUGGCUACGCGGGCGAUUCCAAGAAGACAGAGAAGAAGAUCUUGAGAGACGUCUUGGUCAAAGGCGACGCCUUCUUCAACAGCGGUGACCUCCUCAUGAUGGACCACGAAAAAUUCGUCUACUUCCAGGACCGUGUGGGAGACACUUUCCGCUGGAAAGGGGAGAACGUGGCCACGACAGAGGUGGAGGCCACUCUGGCCAUGGUGAACUUCAUCCAGGAGGUCAACGUCUACGGGGUGUCCGUGCCGGGGUGCGAGGGGAAGUGCGGCAUGGCGGCCAUCCGCCUGGAGCCCGGGAUGAGCUUCGAGGGCGAGAACCUCUACGCCUUCACCAGGGAGACACUGCCCAGCUACGCGGCCCCCCGCUUCGUGCGCAUCCAGGAAGCCCUGGAGAUCACGGGGACCUUCAAGCAGUGCAAAGGCAACCUCGUCAGAGAAGGCUUUGACCCCAACAUCAUCAAGGACCCGCUCUUCUUCCGCGACGAGAAGAAGAAAUCCUACGUGCCCAUGAACGCCGACAUCUACGCUGCCAUCCAGGAGGCGAAGCUCAACCUGUAGAAGGAGCCUCGCCACGGCGGGGCUGAUGCUUGCCUCGGGGUGACAGGCGAAGCCAAUCUGGGGGCUAAUCAGGCAUUUUUGCUUCCUUCAGGGAAGUUUAUAACAGCAUUGGAGCACGACGAGGGCGAGAGGCUGGUUUUGGUUCUUAGCAUCGUGCCCGGCGCCUCCGCACGGUGCUGGCUACAGAAAUUAAAGGCUUAGUUCUCAUUAUCUGGGUCCAGACGGGUGCCUGGAUGACGAGGGAUGUUUUCUGGGGACCAGCCUGUGGGUUUUCCCCUUCAGAUCGUGCCCCCAAAUCCUCCCCGUUGCUGGGAGGGGAAUACUUGCUUGGUGCCAGCCUCCUGCUUGCCCAAGGGCUGGCCAUGAAGACAGAUCGUGCCCCAAAACGCUCUGUUCUUCCCACAAAUCUGGUGCAAAACUCAUGUAUUUCUCCCUGACCCGAUUUUCUGCUGGAUUGAGCACCUAAACCAGCUCAGGAAAGCAGCCCCAAGCUCCCCAAAAACGGGGACCAACACAACGCAUGCCCAACCCCGCUACUCAUCUACAAUGGCCUCGCUGAGCUGGUUUAGCUCACCAAUCCAGCUGAUUUCUCCCCCAAAACUGUUUCCUGCCAGAUCAGUGAGCAAAACCAACUCGGGCACGCUGUCCUAUACCCCCCCAGUGUUCCCAGAUGCGAGCCAUCGCCUUGG